AUACAAUAAACUACCAAACAACACAUAACCGCCAUCCCUUUACGCAGUCUGCUGGGUCAUUUUCGAUUCUCCUAUUGAUUUUCAGACAAAAACAAUACUAUGCUCGUACAAUAUCUCACCAAAGGCUCUACAGUAGAAAUGACCUCGGACGAAGAUCAGUUCAAGGGAGUGUGGUUCGAAGCCAUUGUUCUCGGCUUCUCUAAGCCCAAUUCGGGAAAGGAAGUAGUUUUGGUAGAGUACAAAAGUAUUCUUGUUGAUGAAAACAGUUCAACGCCGUUGUGAGAGUAUGUGGAUAUGUCUUUAGUUCGUCCGGUUCCUCCGGUGGAAAAAGUUGAGAGGUUUGAGUUAUACGACGCCGUAGAUGCCUCUCAUAAGGAUGGAUGGUGGACUGCUACCAUUACAGGUGUUCUGGAAGAUUCUAGAUACAAGGUUACCUUUCAAAAUCCGCCUGAGGAACUUGAAUUUGGGAUUUCUGACUUGAGAUUUCACAGAGAUUGGGUUCAAGGGAACUGGGUCCGACCCGGCCGGAAGCAGGAGACCAAACAAUCAGGUGACGGAGAGAGCACUCAGAGGAAAACAGGGGGAAGGCCACAGAAGAAACCAAUUUCAACCCCAACAGGAGUUUCACCUGCACAUAGUCUGAAGCAAUGUGGUGAGAAGAGAGAAAAACAAGAUAUGUCUAUGCAAGCUCCUGUCAACGUGACCCCAACGACCCAAACUGAAACCCAGAGUUUGCCUUUUGUAAAGACUUCACUACUUUGGGGAAAAAUUGAAUCCAUGGAUAUUUUCCAGAGGAUUCUUCAGAAGCCACAUUUUAGUCCGUUGAAAAAAGAGAGAGAGAGUUCCCGUGAAAGACUAGCUAUAGGUUGUAUGGUAACUUUUUCAAGAUUGGCAGAGAAGACUUCUGGGUUGCACAUUGACGAUCCCAGAAGCACCUUUGAUGAAAUUUUGGAGACUCUCAAUGACUUGGAAAAGCAUGGAUUUGAUGUGCAGCCUGUACGAGAUCGUUUAACGGAGUUGUUGUUGAUGAAAGAUAAGAAGGAAAAGCUUGAAGCACAGGUUGCAGAUAUUAGUAAUCGGAUUAUGAUGCAUAAUACCGACACAGAAAAUAUUGAUGGUAAGAUUGAAGAGAUCAACAAACAAAUAGCAGAAAUACAGGAUAAAAUUUCCUUGGCUAUUUCAAGGAAGGAGGUUAAGGACUGUGAGAUAGAGGGUUUGAGGUCUCAAUUGGAGGAGCCUCAAGCGGACAUGCUGAAUGCACAUAAUGCAUUUUUCAGUAUUGCUAGUAAACCUUUGUAGCUGCUGCCAAGAUGUCACCAUUGUUGGUAUGUCCUGUCUUGAUAACUUACUCGGUUUGAAGACAUGUUUUUGGAUGGCUAUAGUUUGUCAGCUCCAGACAACACUAAUUGAGCCUUAAGGUUCAAAAUGACUUCGGAAACUGAUUUUAACCAUGGAUUUCCUCUGCCCGGAGGAAAUA
Nicotiana attenuata is the source of this 1477-nucleotide messenger RNA. RefSeq names its product DUF724 domain-containing protein 10-like. NCBI's taxonomy places the organism in Eukaryota, Viridiplantae, Streptophyta, Magnoliopsida, Solanales, Solanaceae. The record is from RefSeq and is a predicted model, not a curated record. The coding region runs from base 295 to 1299 and encodes 334 amino acids. The transcript has 3 exons.